UAUAUGAUGUGGUAGGAUGGACCCGGUGGAGUAAUGACUCAAGCUCUCAGUCAGCCAGUCCGUCAUUCAGUGUGUUCAAUGGGUUAAUCCACGAUGUGAGGAAAAUAUCUGAUGCUUUAUCACACGAACCAAAUUCGCACCUUUCUUUUUUAUGGACAACAAUAUCCAGCUUUACUGUUGCUCUGACAGCGAUGUUUAUUGAUUGUUGUCGGAUCAGUUGAUGGAUGAGCCUCGUGUGCGUGUGUAGUCUUUCAUGAGCAGCGUGUGAUUUUUUUUUACCUGUGAAACACUUAAAGACGGAAACUAUCGACUGGAUUUCGUCAAAUAUUAUGGAGGUAACUUACCGAUGAUUCCCGGGGGUCUUUAGAGUGGAUCGGAGUUGCAGGAAAAGUCCAACUGUUUUUUUUUUUUGUUGCUUUUUACUGGAAGUGAGACGCGUGUGCGGAUAAUUCUCUGGAAAAACAGAAACGCACUGUGUCCACUCCCGUUUGAAUCCGAUGGAUUGAAAUAACAGUGCGUAUAAUCGUAAAUGAAAUCUGGAGAUUUAACGUUACCUUGCCAAGUAACCGAGAAGAAUUAAUGAUUACCGUUUUCAGCACCGGGAUCAUCUGGAUUCCGCAGCGAUAUAUCGGCACAACGGGAUCUCCAUCACUUUCAAACAUUGCCAACAAAAACCUUUAAAGGGAGAAGAUGCCAUUCCACCAUGUAACGGCAGGACUGCUGUACAAGGGGAACUACUUGAGUCGCUCUCUAUCCGACCACAGUAACAGCGAGCAGCUCGCCAACAUCUCUGUAGAGGAACUAGAUGAGAUACGGGAGGCGUUCAGGGUCCUGGAUCGGGAUGGAAAUGGGUUCAUCUCCAAGCAAGAGCUUGGCAUGGCCAUGCGCUCACUAGGGCACAUGCCCAGUGAAGUGGAGCUGGCAAUCAUCAUGCAGAGAUUGGACAUGGAUGGUGACGGACAAGUGGACUUUGAUGAGUUCAUGACGAUACUCGGACCAAAGCUCCUCUCCUCUGAAACACGGGAAGGUUUCCUUGGAAACACAAUAGACAGCAUAUUUUGGCAGUUUGACAUGCAGCGGAUAACACUGGAGGAGCUCAAGCACAUCCUUUUUCAUGCCUUCCGAGACCACCUGACGAUGAAGGACAUCGAGAACAUCAUCAUCAAUGAGGAGGAGAGCUUGAACGAGAACUCGGGGAACUGUCAGACAGAGUUUGAGGGAGUUCAUCCCAAAAAGAAGAACCGGCAGACGUGCGUGCGCAAGAGCCUGAUCUGUGCUUUCGCCAUGGCCUUCAUCAUCAGCGUCAUGCUCAUCGCAGCCAAUCAGAUGCUGCGCAACGGCAUGGAGUAGCGACACCACUGUGAGCGGGGCGGAGCCUGCAUGUGCAUGUCUGUCGAUGAAGUCAUUUCCUAAAACGAUCAAAUAAAACGAGUAACCAAACACCUCACUACUGAGAAGAGGAGCUUUUUAUCAUUUUUUUAUUCUCCUGUUAUUUUUCCACGAGGACAAACUGACACAGGAAGUUAUGCCAGCAUGUUCACGGGGUCUCAUCUUUCUGGCAGGGAUUUAAAAGGGCUGACUUUAUGCUUUUUGUGACACCUUCGUUCCCUAAUGCAAUAACAUGCAGGAGUUCACAAGCACCUCACCUGCGUUGCCGUCUCCUCUGUGGCUGGAGUUUUCAGCUGGGAUUCGCGGCUGCGCUCGGGUCUGCCGUCGAUGUAGAAAAGCAAAAGUAAUUGGCAACUCAUUACACCUUCGCGAAGGGAAGUUGCAGCAUCCACUCUAGAGACUAUUUUCGUCUGCACUCGCCCGUGCGCAUUACGGGCUCUGGGGAUUGUGGGAGGCUGGGGAGACACAGUGCUCUAUGUAGUCCAUAAUUGAAUCCAUAAUCGUCUGCUCCAAAAGUCCAUGCGACACAGAUUUGAAUCAUUUUAAAUGUGUUUUGCUGUUUGAUUGCGUGAGGAGAAAUCUCAAAUGCCAUCUUAUCCCGUCUAAUACCUUUCUACUGUGGGUUUGUCAUGAAUUGUGGAUGAGAAUGCUGUUUACUUGAGGUUUGUAACACUUCGGGGCACAUAAAGGGAUAGUUUCACCAAAAUUGAACAUUUUGUCAUCUUUAGAUGUUUGUAAAGCUUCAUUCUGUAGAACACAAAAGUAGAAAUUGGUCAGGAACGUUUUGGUCACUUUUAACAAUUACAGUAAAUUGGUAAAAAAAAGUGGACAAUAUCUAGUCAAUACAUUCCAAGUCCAACCUUGAACUCUCAUGAAUGCAGCAGUCAGUACUUUUGUCUGCAGGUUUGUCUCAUUUGUGAACCUGUUACUCUUUUUUAGAGUUGAAUCACUGAAUCAGUUGAUCCCGUUGACAUAAAUUGUUCUGAGGCUCACUAAAAUUAGUGAACGAUUUCUUAAAGGGGACAUAUCAUGAAAAUCUGACGUUUUCCAUGUUGAAGUGCUAUAAUUUGGUCCCCAGUGCUUCUAUCAACCUAGAAAAUGUGAAAAAGAUCAACUCAGUAACUUAGUUUUGGUAAACCAUUUUCUGCAAGAAUGUGAAAAAAUAGCUCAUUGAAAUUUGGCUCCCCUUGUGAUGUCAGAAGGGGAUAAUACCGCCCCUUAAUCUGCACUAUCCAACCACAGCACUGGCAUUUAGUGCAGAGAUCAGCUCAUUUGCAUUUUAAAGGACACCCAAAUUGGCACAUUUUUGCUCACACCUAUGUUAUAAUAAACUAUCUAUAUGGUAUUUUGAGCUAAAACUUCACAUAUGUACUUUGUGGACACCAAAGAUUUAUUUAACAUCUUUAAAAAAAGUCUUGUGAAAUGUCCCCUUUAAAUUUUUUGUUUCAACCCGUAGUUGGGUCAAAUAUGGAUGUUUCUUGGUUAAUUUUAACCAGUGGUUUCCUAGACAGCAGACGACCUUGGGCCGGAUCCAAACCGGAGCUGCUGACUUCGGUGCGUCAUCUGCUAUCUAGCUACCUAACUAUGUGUUGAAAACAACUAGCAAAAACCUAGCAUUUUUUAGAUUGUGAGUUAUUUUGCAGUGUUGUAUCUUCAUCCUCCAUACUUUAUUUCUUAUUACUGUUUACAGUAUCUUCAUACCCACAAAUCCAAUUACAGAAUAGAAGAAUGAUCUUUAUGUUUACUAAUCAUUAAAGGGAUAGUUCACCCAAAAAUGAAAAUUCUGUCAUAAUUUACUCACGCUCAUGUUGUUCUAAACCUGUAUGAGUUUCUUUAUUAUGUUGAACACAAAAAAGGUAUUAUGAUAAAAGAUGGCACCUACAGUUGGCUUACAGUAUUGACUUCUAAUGGUGCGUUCACACCAGACUCAGAAGAGGCGGCAAGUGCGAGUGAUUUACAUGUUAAAUCAAUAAAAAGACGCGAAUAGGCAUCCUGCUGCGCUUUAAGCUCAAAUGGCGCUGCGCGGAUGCCGCUUUCCACGCAAAUUAAACAAACAAAAAAAAACAUAAUCAUCAUUAUACAAGACUUCUUCAUACUUUUACAGGAAUUAAAAGGAUCUUGUUUUAAGAAAGUGAGUGAGGAGGUCGAACAAUCUGCACUCUAAAAAUGUUCGGUUGUUUUAACCCAACAGUUGGGUUUAAACAACCCAUUAUUUGGGUCAUUUUAACCCAGAAAUGUGUUCUGUCCAAUUGUGACCCAGCCCUGGGUUAAAAACAAGCCAACAAUUUUUUAGAGUGUGGUAAGUUUACUCAAUUUGAGCUGUAUAAGCCCCUCCCUUGACACGAAUUUAAGUGUGAAUGUCUCAAAUGACUAGAAUUUCUAAUAAAUCGAGUAAACUGAAAUUUUUCAAGCGUUCAACUACGCGCGAAUAACACGUUUUUGCCGCCUCUUCCGCGUCUGGUGUAAAAGCACACUUAGAGCUCCUGCAGAUGACAUCACACAGCCUAAACUCUGCCUUUUUGGCAGGCAAUUGUAGAAUGCUUGAGCGCUGCAAGUGAGGUGAAAAGUGUAAGUGACAUUCUUGUCAACGCAUACUCAAAAUGUGACCUCUGCAUUUAACCCAUUCCAUUGAGUGGUGAACACACACACUGCAAGUUGUAAACAGGCACACCCGAAGCAAUUAGGAUUAAAGUGCCUUGUUCACAGUCACAAUCUGCCAUGAGACUUGAAUCUGCAACUCUCGGGUUACAAGCCCAACUCUCUAACCACUAGGCUACGACUGCAUAGUGGUUAAACAUUUUAAACCAGACUGUUUAAACCUUACAAACCUUACUAUUUCAACAUGUUGUAUAAAGGCCAAUUCACACUGAUCCAACAAGUUGGAGUCGGUUGGAUUAGUGUGAAACCUCUGUUGGCAGUUGUUGGAUCAAAGAAAAUGAGACUUUAGAAUGUUGGUGUUGGUUGGAGUUGGGUGUUGUUGGACCAGUGUGAAUUGGCCUUAAGGGUUUUAUGUUUAAUAGUAACCCAAACGACAUGAAAAAGUUUAAAAUGUGGAAAAUAUCUGCACUGAUACAUGUUAAAGGAUAAUUCCGGUAUUUA
Molecule: messenger RNA, 4488 nt
Organism: Misgurnus anguillicaudatus (oriental weatherfish)
Lineage: Eukaryota; Metazoa; Chordata; Actinopteri; Cypriniformes; Cobitidae
Gene: caln1
Product: calneuron 1
Cellular component (GO): trans-Golgi network membrane
Molecular function (GO): calcium ion binding
Source: RefSeq, a predicted model, not a curated record